This is a messenger RNA of Lactuca sativa (garden lettuce), 339 nucleotides long. Lineage: Eukaryota; Viridiplantae; Streptophyta; Magnoliopsida; Asterales; Asteraceae. The record is from RefSeq and is a predicted model, not a curated record.
AUGGCUUCGUCUUCAACAACUUCUAUCAGCAAACCGAUUUAUCGCACUAAGUGUGAUUGUGGUGAUCAACUGCAAUACUCAGUUUCAAGAACUGAUAAAAACCCAGGAAGAAAGUUCAAGGCAUGCCCUAACUAUAAGCUUUUGUUGGCAGGGUACCAAAAAAGGUGUAAAUAUUUCAAGUGGCUUGACACAGAAGAGAUGGAGUUUUAUGCUAAUGAAAGGGAGCCCUAUAACGAAAUUGUUGCUAGUGGUGUUCUGCAGGUGAUCAAGUUGUUGAAGUUUGUGUUGGUGAUGUUGGUGGUUAUUGGAGUAAUUUUGUUAAUUGGCAUUGUAUUUUAA